AUGCGCGCCCUUAAAUAUUCAACGCAUGCUCAGGAGGAAACUAACGCCGAGUUAUGCCCUAACAUGUCACUCGACAGAAUUUAUUGGGCGAAUACCCCACGGAAGACUCAAGAGCGGCGCCAGAAAGACGAUGGCGAAGUGGACGUUUACUUACUGUCGGACAUGACAACCAGUGCUGGCAGACCAGACACUAUAGUGUUUGUCAUCAACGAUCAUAAGCCAGAUGAUCUGUACACAAUACGGGAGCGCGGUGUCUACGUCGAAGCUGUAGUGCCCUAUAGUGUGCACACGAGACGUCCGCAAUCCUCUUCCGUCAUGCGGCCUGUCACAAGGCUGUACUUCUGUGUACGAUGA
Molecule: messenger RNA, 354 nt
Organism: Peniophora sp. CBMAI 1063
Lineage: Eukaryota; Fungi; Basidiomycota; Agaricomycetes; Russulales; Peniophoraceae
Source: the annotation of a GenBank genome assembly